AUGACGCCCACGAAGACUACAAAAACUGAAGUAGAAAUGGUGAUACGAAAUAGAAAAACUGUUAUGAAAGACGGGAUCAUGACAAUGUCGGGCAUCGGCGAACCUUCGGUCUUCCACGCUUUGGUUGUCAUCUUUUUGGAGUUCUUCGCGUGGGGUUUAUUGACAAUGCCGAUUAUAUCAGUGUUAAACGCAACAUUCCCGGACCAUACGUUCCUGAUGAAUGGCCUUAUAAUGGGAAUCAAGGGAAUAUUAUCCUUCCUGUCGGCGCCGCUUAUUGGUGCGCUUUCCGACGUGUGGGGCCGCAAGUUCUUCCUGCUGGUUACGGUGUUCUUCACGUGCGCUCCGAUUCCGCUAAUGACAAUAAACACAUGGUGGUUCUUUGCAAUGAUUAGCAUCAGUGGAGUGUUUGCUGUGACAUUCUCGAUUGUGUUUGCGUACGUGGCUGAUGUCACUACCGAGGCUGAACGAUCCCGAGCUUAUGGUCUUGUCUCCGCGACGUUCGCCGCAAGUAUGGUUAUAUCCCCUGCUCUUGGAGCCUAUUUAAUGGACUUAUAUGGAGAGGCAUUAGUCGUCGCUGCUGCUACAGCUGUCGCUGUGUUAGAUGUAUUCUUUAUAAUGGUUGCCGUUCCCGAGAGUCUUCCAGAAAAGGUUAGACCUAGUGGCUGGGGGCCUGCUAUAAGCUGGGAGCAGGCUGACCCAUUUGCCGCACUAAGAAAAGUUGGUGCAGAACGUACAGUACUUAUGUUGUGUGUUGCCGUAUUUCUAUCAUACCUACCAGAAGCUGGACAGUAUUCAUGCAUAUUUGUGUAUUUAAAACUUGUGAUGGGUUUUGGGGUAGUUCAAGUGGCAAUAUUUAUAGCGAUAGUGGGAGUGCUCAGUAUUGCAGUGCAAGUUGUGCUCGGUUUUCUAAUGCGAUCGCUUGGAGCAAAACAUACAAUCAUGUUGGGCUUGUUGUUCGAAAUGCUGCAACUUAUGUGGUAUGGCUUCGGAAGCCGCACUUGGAUGAUGUGGGCAGCUGGAGUGUUAGCAGCCCUUGGUUCAUUGACUUACCCUGCCAUCAGUGCAUAUGUAUCUGUAAACAGCCGUGCCGAUCGACAAGGCGUAGUGCAAGGUAUGGUCACCGGUGUCAGAGGUCUCUGUAAUGGUCUCGGCCCAGCCAUGUUUGGUGUAAUUUUCUACCUAUUUCAUGUAGAUCUCAAUGAAGAACAUGCAGUGCUUGGCUUAGAUGGAAGACCAGAUGAAAAAUAUGUGAGGAUGGUGCCAGGUCCACCAUUCGUUUUGGGAGCACUGCUUGUAAUAUGUGCACUACUUGUAGCUGCAUUUUUGCCUGAGGAUGGCACAGUUGGUGGUGGAAGACGAGUUCCUGCCGAUUUACGGUUUGAAUUGGAGCGAGGACGGCGUGUGGCGGGACCCCUGUCGCCCUUAAUGGCGCCUGAGUCCGCCGCCCUCUAG
This is a messenger RNA of Parnassius mnemosyne (clouded apollo), 1452 nucleotides long. NCBI's taxonomy places the organism in Eukaryota, Metazoa, Arthropoda, Insecta, Lepidoptera, Papilionidae. The record is from the annotation of a GenBank genome assembly.